Messenger RNA from Rhizophagus irregularis DAOM 181602=DAOM 197198, 234 nucleotides. NCBI's taxonomy places the organism in Eukaryota, Fungi, Glomeromycota, Glomeromycetes, Glomerales, Glomeraceae. The record is from RefSeq and is a predicted model, not a curated record.
CGCCCACCAAACUGCUUCUUUAUAUAUAGGAGAAACAAGCAAGCAGAACUAAAGGCUUUUUAUCAACUUACUCAAGGAAGGACCAAUGAAAAAUCUGCAAAAAUUUCAAAAUUUAUUGCCGAAGAGUGGAGAAAUGAACCUGAGAAUGUAAAAGAUUUAUUUAAAACUAUGGCGAGAGAAGCGGAAAGGCUACAUGCAAUUAAAAACCCAAACUACACAUAUAGACCAAGACAA